AUGGCGUUUCUGCGAUGGUACUAUUUCUGUGCACUGUUGGUGGGCUUUGAGUUGGGUCUAGCAAAUGGUCAAUACUAUAGACAAGUCGGCAGUAAGAAGUUGCCUUAUCAAACAUUCACCGUCGAUCAGUCUGGUCAUGCCAACUUCUCCACCGUUCAAUCGGCUGUAAAUGCUGUUCCUUCCAACAACAAGUAUUGGAUUUGUAUUAGGGUCAAGGCCGGCACCUAUAGAGAAAAGGUGAUAAUCCCUUAUGAUAAGCAAUAUAUAAUCCUAAAAGGAGAGGGAAUGAGAAAGACUUGGAUUGAAUGGGAUGAUCAUGACAACGUGGCACAAAGCCCUACUUUCACCUCUCAAGCAGAUAAUUUCGUUGCCAAAAGCAUCAGCUUUAGGAAUACAUACAACAAUCCCGAGAAUAAAAACCCAAGAGCGCCGGCGCCCGCGGCCAUGAUCAGCGGUGAUAAAUCUGCGUUCUAUCGAUGCGGGUUUUACGGGUUGCAAGACACUUUGUGGGAUGUUCAAGGCCGACAUUACUACAACAAAUGCACCGUGCAGGGUGCUAUUGAUUUUAUCUUCGGCGCUGGACAGUCUAUGUUUGAGAACUGUUCCAUAGCAUAUUUUGGAGAAGCUAUAGAGCCAGGUCUAUUGGGUUACAUCACAGCACAGGGAAGACUCGGUCCAUAUGAUUCAAACGGGUUUGUAUUCAAAGGCUGCAGUGUGCAUGGCUCUGGUUCAACCUACUUGGGAAGGCCAUGGAGAGCUUAUUCCAGGGUCAUAUUCUACAACUCUAAUUUUUCACACGUCGUAAACCCAACAGGAUGGGAUGCCUGGAGUUAUAUUGGCUCAGAGCAACAAUUAACGUAUGCAGAGCACGACUGCUUCGGAUCGGGGGCGGCAAACGCUUCCCAGCGUGUGGGUUGGUCAAAGAAGCUGAGCCAGGCUGAUUUGAAUCAGUUUACAAGCAUUACUUACAUUGACAAUGAAGGAUGGCUUAAUGAUCGACCUUUUUAA
This is a messenger RNA of Corylus avellana, 1008 nucleotides long. Its product is annotated as Pectin lyase-like superfamily protein. The record is from RefSeq and is a predicted model, not a curated record. Gene Ontology annotation, biological process: cell wall modification; pectin catabolic process. Gene Ontology annotation, molecular function: pectinesterase activity. NCBI's taxonomy places the organism in Eukaryota, Viridiplantae, Streptophyta, Magnoliopsida, Fagales, Betulaceae.